AUACAUACAUACGAUAGCUAACUUAAGUUCCACACUUACAUAUUUUUAUUUUAUUUUUCUCCCUCGAUUCUUUUCUAAAUUUGCAUGUUUUAUUUUUACAGGAAGAGGAGGAGGAGGAGGAGAACUACCUGAGUUGGACCUGAACCCCGGGGCCCGGCUUGUCUCAUAGGGUCAGGGUCACAUUUUUCUUUCUUUUUUUCUCUUUCUUUUCUUCCCCUCUCUCUCCCCAUUUUUACUGUAUCGGAAUGAUCAUUCGGAUUGCUACAUACCCCGACCUAUUAGACUUGCAUAUGGUACUUGUUUCAUUCGUCCUCUAAUUUGGGGUGAGAAAGGUGAAAGAAUUGUCCUUUUUUGCUUUUCCCCCCGGUCCUGACCCGGCGCGGGGAGCGGAAGAAAGAGAUCUCCAGGCUCAACCAACUUAGGCGCCGGCGGAUCAGCCACGGACAUAGUCUAUCACUCGGUGGGGAAAUUCGGAGCUUUAAAUCCUGUUUUCGGGCCUAUCUGGAGUUACGGCAGUGAUAGAGUGUAUGUGCGGGGAAGGGAUGGAAGGCACGUGUGGGAAUUGAGCCCGAGUGAGUUGACUGCCCGUGCUGCCCGUGUCGUGACUGUGGGCUUGGUGACCCCUAAACGUGCUGUGCUUGUACUGUACGAGCACUUGCAGGUGGGAUUCUAUUGCCUUGCGCGUGUCUGCCUUCCUCACUUCCUCACUUUUUUCAGGCAUGCGUUCUUCUGUCCUCUUUCUUGUGCCCGAGCCGUUGUCCCGCACGUGAUCUUACAAGCGGAACUUAAGUGUUGGAAACGGGACGGCGCUGACAAAGCCGCAGAGCCUCCCUUUCCCUCCCCUGUUGCCCUGUUAGGGCGGUAUGACAGUCCUCGUUUCCGAUGCUGUUUAUUCAUUCAAACAAGCAACCCGCAUCUCGUCUAUCAGAUACACACAGCACAGCACGCCGGCAUCAACCAACUCGAGGCUUUUAUCACAACUCACUGUGUAACUGAGGCUACUCGGGUAUCUGUCUGUUACUAGAACAUGUCUGGCGGUUGGAAUACUAUUGAGUCCGAUGCAGUAUGGUCUACCUCAAUGGGAGCUUCUGGGCUUUUGCUGAUAAAUUCUAUUUUUCCCCUUCUUUUCGCUCGUAGGGAGUUUUCACCUACCUUGUUGAUAACCUUGGUGUCAAGAAUGUCCAGUUCGAGGAGAUGAUUGCGUUGGAUGCGGAUUAUCUCAAGCAGCAAUCGUUCGUUUGGCUCUCUACUCAUCCACUUCAUUUUUAUUUCGUUUUGUUGCUGAGGGUGUAGGAGGGGUAGGGGAAGAGGAAGCUGAUAGAUCGUUUCUUAGUCCCGUUUAUGGUGUCAUCUUCCUAUUCAAGUACCCUGUCGGCCAGAAGAGAACCGACCAGGCGGUAGAUGGUCAGUACGAUUUCGCCGCCUCGGAGAAUAUAUUUUUCGCGAACCAGACGAUUCAGAAUGCUUGUGCUACUCAAGCUAUCCUGUCGGUGCUACUCAACCAUGGAGAUCUCGAUCUAGGCGAUCAAUUGAGGGAGUUUAAGGAGUUUACUCAGGCUUUUCCUGCAGAGGUUGGUUCAUGCUCAUAGCCUCUGUUUUAUGGGGGUCAUUGUGCUGACGGGCCUGGAGCUCCGUGGUGAAACUUUGUCAAACUCCGGUAGGUCGGGACCCUUGUUGCGCUGUGUUUGUGCGAUGGUAUUAAUUGGUUCCUAGAGUUGAUCCGUGGCGUUCAUAACUCUUUCGCUCGUUCUAAUCCCUUUAUUGAUGAGGGCACCCGUGCCGCUACCGAGGAUGAUGAUUUAUACCAUUUCAUUGCUUACACUCCUAUCAACGGUACUCUCUACGAGAUUGACGGUCUGCAGCCCUGUCCCAUAUCCCACGGGAAGUGCACGGAGGAAGAAUUCCCAGAAAAGAUCAUCCCGGUCUUGCAGCGGAGGAUAGAGAGGUACCCUGCCACCGAGAUUCGGUUCAAUCUGUUGGCGGUGGUGCAGGACCUGAGAAUCAGAGCUGCUGAGAUCGGCGAUGUUGAAACGGUUGCUAGGGAGGACGAGAAGAGGAAGAUGUGGAUAUGGGAGAAUGAGCUUCGUAGGCACAACUUUGUUGGGUUCGCUCACGAAGUCUUGAAGAGAGCUGUUGCGAGUAAGCUUGGGGAUGGUAAAUAUGAUGAGUGGAUAAACGAGGCGAAACAGAAGGCUAGAGACCGAACGGAUGAAAGGAGGAGGGCUAGAGGCCAAAAGGAGGAUAUUGCCUCUCCUUAG
Molecule: messenger RNA, 2258 nt
Organism: Tuber aestivum (summer truffle)
Lineage: Eukaryota; Fungi; Ascomycota; Pezizomycetes; Pezizales; Tuberaceae
Source: the annotation of a GenBank genome assembly